This is a messenger RNA of Silurus meridionalis, 4691 nucleotides long. RefSeq names its product oxoglutarate dehydrogenase a (gene ogdha). Gene Ontology annotation, molecular function: oxoglutarate dehydrogenase (succinyl-transferring) activity; thiamine pyrophosphate binding. Gene Ontology annotation, cellular component: oxoglutarate dehydrogenase complex; mitochondrion. The coding region runs from base 360 to 3428 and encodes 1022 amino acids. The record is from RefSeq and is a predicted model, not a curated record. The transcript has 23 exons. NCBI's taxonomy places the organism in Eukaryota, Metazoa, Chordata, Actinopteri, Siluriformes, Siluridae. Gene Ontology annotation, biological process: tricarboxylic acid cycle.
CGAAAUUUUGCACUUCCGGUUCUCGGGGAGGCGGCUGUAUGUUUCUUUUCCUAGCCGGAGCGACCUAAAGGGCACCAGGACACACGAGUGGGGGGAUUUUACUCCGUUAUUACCCUCUUAUUGCAGUUAAAACCCGCGGGUGGGAAUAAAUCUGACUGCACCGGAUACAAGUCUGGACAGAAAAUCUGACGAAUCUCACUGUGGACUUGGAAGAAGAAAUCGGUGUCUGGGUCUUCAGAAACAUCUCAUCUUCUGGUUUGGGGACUCGGGGGAGGUGACUUGGUGGUGGUGUUCUUCUCUCUUCUGGAGCGAGCACUGUUGUGUUUGAGCGAAAGCACUUUUUUUUUUAUCGGACUGCGAUGCACCGCUUAAGGACUUGUGCGGCGCGGCUUCGGCCGAUCACGGCCUCACAGACUGCUAAGACUGUCACACAUCAGAGGCCCGUGGCCACACUCAGGACGUUUCAGCCAAUCAGGCGCUACAUCGCGCCGGUGGCCGCCGAGCCGUUUCUAAACGGCACGAGCUCGAACUAUGUGGAGGAAAUGUACUACGCCUGGCUGGAGAACCCCAAGAGCGUGCACAAGUCUUGGGACAUUUUCUUCAGGAACGCUAACGCCGGUGCUCCCCCGGGCACCGCCUACCAGAGUCCUCCUCCACUGGGCAUGAGCCUGUCCGAGCUGACGCAGGUUCAGUCUUUGGUUGGUGCUCAGCCCAACGUGGAGAAGCUGGUGGAGGAUCAUCUCGCUGUGCAGUCACUCAUCAGAGCUUAUCAGAUCCGGGGUCACCAUGUCGCUCAGCUGGACCCUCUGGGGAUUAUGGACGCCGAUCUGGACUCGUGCGUCCCCACCGACAUUAUUACGUCUUCGGAUAAACUCGGAUUCUACGGAUUGGAGGAGUCCGAUCUGGAUAAAGUGUUCCGCCUGCCCACCACUACCUUCAUCGGGGGCACGGAGAGUGCUCUACCUCUGCGCGAGAUCAUCCGCCGCCUGGAGAUGGCAUAUUGCCAGCACAUAGGAGUGGAGUUCAUGUUCAUUAACGACCUGGAGCAGUGUCAGUGGAUCCGGGAGAAGUUUGAGACUCCUGGAGUCCUGCAGUUCAGCCUGGAGGAGAAACGCAGGCUGCUGGCUCGCAUGGUCCGCUCUACCAGGUUUGAAGAGUUUCUCCAGAGGAAGUGGUCCUCAGAGAAGCGUUUUGGCCUGGAGGGCUGCGAGAGCCUCAUCCCCGCCCUGAAAACCAUCAUCGACAGAUCCAGCGAGUCCGGCGUGGAGAACGUCAUAAUGGGAAUGCCGCACAGGGGACGACUGAACGUGCUGGCCAAUGUGAUCAGGAAGGAGCUGGAGCAGAUCUUCUGCCAAUUUGACUCCAAGCUGGAAGCUGCUGAUGAGGGUUCUGGAGAUGUGAAGUACCACUUGGGCAUGUACCACAGGAGGAUAAACCGUGUCACUGAACGGAACAUCACACUGUCCCUAGUGGCCAACCCGUCUCACCUGGAGGCUGUGAACCCAGUGGUGCAGGGCAAAACCAAGGCCGAGCAGUUUUACUGCGGAGACACAGAUGGCAACCGGGUUAUGUCCAUUCUGCUCCAUGGCGAUGCCGCGUUCGCCGGCCAGGGCAUCGUCUACGAAACCUUUCAUCUGAGCGACUUGCCGUCUUACACCACACACGGCACGGUGCACGUGGUAGUCAACAACCAGAUUGGUUUCACCACUGAUCCCCGAAUGGCUCGAUCGUCUCCGUACCCCACCGAUGUGGCGCGCGUGGUGAACGCCCCCAUCUUCCACGUGAAUGCGGACGACCCCGAGGCAGUCAUGUACGUGUGCAACGUUGCCGCUGAUUGGAGAGCCACCUUUCACAAAGACGUUGUGGUCGACCUGGUGUGUUAUCGGCGUAAUGGCCAUAACGAGAUGGAUGAGCCCAUGUUCACGCAGCCUCUGAUGUACAAGCAAAUCAAGAAACAGAAGCCGGUGCUACAAAAAUACGCAGAGAAACUCAUUGCCGAGGGAGUCGUCACACUCCAAGAGUAUGAGGAGGAAAUCGCCAAAUAUGACAAGAUCUGUGAGGAGGCUCACGCUCGCUCUAAGGAUGAGAAAAUCCUCCACAUCAAGCACUGGCUGGAUUCCCCUUGGCCUGGUUUUUUCACACUGGAUGGUCAGCCCAAAAGCAUGACCUGUCCUUCUACAGGGUUGAGUGAGGAGGAGCUUACACACAUCGGACAAGUGGCAUCAUCGGUCCCUGUGGAAGACUUCACCAUUCACGGGGGUCUGAGUCGGAUCCUAAAGGGUCGUGGUGAGAUGAUCCGGAACCGGAUUGUGGACUGGGCUCUGGGAGAGUACAUGGCCUUUGGUUCUCUUCUUAAAGAAGGCAUCCACGUGCGUCUCAGUGGCCAGGACGUGGAGAGAGGAACCUUCAGUCAUCGUCACCACGUCCUUCACGAUCAGAACGUGGAUAAGAGGACGUGUAUCCCUAUGAACCACGUGGCCCCAAACCAGGCUCCCUACACUGUGUGCAACAGCUCACUGUCUGAGUAUGGAGUGCUGGGUUUCGAGUUGGGAUUUGCCAUGGCCAGUCCGAACGCUCUGGUUUUGUGGGAAGCCCAGUUUGGAGAUUUCCACAACACUGCCCAGUGCAUUAUCGACCAGUUUAUCUGCCCCGGACAGGCAAAGUGGGUCCGUCAGAACGGAAUAGUCCUGCUGCUGCCGCACGGCAUGGAGGGCAUGGGUCCUGAGCACUCAUCAGCUCGCCCCGAGCGUUUCCUGCAAAUGUGCAACGACGAUCCAGAUGUUUUCCCAAAAAUCACUGAUGACUUCGCGGUGCGUCAGCUGUAUGACUGUAACUGGAUCGUGGUGAACUGCUCCACUCCUGCCAACUACUUCCACGUGAUGAGGAGGCAAAUCCUGCAACCCUUCAGGAAGCCUCUCAUCAUUUUCACUCCCAAAUCUCUACUGCGCCACCCAGAGGCCAAGUCAAGCUUUGACCUGAUGCUGCCUGGCACACAUUUCCAGCGUGUGAUCCCAGAUGAAGGUCCUGCAGCCCAGAACCCUGCUGCAGUGAAGCGUCUGAUCUUCUGCACAGGGAAAGUUUACUACGAGCUCACACGUGAGCGCAAGAACCGUGACCUGGAGGACAGUGUGGCCAUCGCACGUAUUGAGCAGCUCUCUCCGUUCCCCUUCGACCUGGUCAAGGCCGAGACGGAGAAAUACCACAACGCCGACCUGGUGUGGUGUCAGGAGGAGCAUAAGAACCAGGGAUACUACGACUACGUUAAGCCUCGCAUGCGCACCACUAUCAGCCGCGCUAAGCCUGUCUGGUAUGCCGGCCGUGACCCUGCCGCUGCUCCAGCCACCGGCAGCAAGAACUCCCAUCUCCUGGAGCUGAAGCGCUUUCUGGACACUAGCUUCAACAUGGAUGCCUUCAAAGAUCGUGUCUAAUCACGCAAUCAGACAAAACGCUUGGGUUAUGUCGCCUUCUCCAAAAAAAAAACCAGAAAAAAAAAGGCAUUUGGUCAUUAUAGCAACAAACACUGCUUUCUCGAUCUCAUACAUCAUACACACCUGCUGUCACUGUGUCACCCAAACAUACAUUAGCAGCAAAAAGGUAGUUCCUAAAUGCACUGAGCGCUUCUUUCUUACACACACAUACACACACACACACACACACCCUGUUAUUUCCAUUCUGAAUUUCUUGCUUAGCUUAAAUUUGUUUUGAAGUGUAACAAGGGCACAAGAGUAUAUGAUACAUCUGACCCUGGUGUAACGGUUAUGGGGAACGAACGCACAGCUUAUGACUGAUUUCAGAUUAAAAAAUAUAUAUAUUUGUGGCGGUGGUUCACGCCCCCUUGUGGCUUUUAUUAUUUUUUUCCCUUCAGCUUUUAUACAAGACUUGGCAAAAGCGGUAAGCGUGUGGAAGUCAGGAAGGAAAGCUUGUGUGCGUCAUGUGCGCCCACAUCGAUUUUAAAGGAGAACUAAGUGUUCAUGCGAUCAGACAGGAUAAUCCAGUAUCGGCUCUGUGUAUCUCUAUGACCUCCAUGUUCCUGUAUAAAGUGCUCUUUUGCUGCUUUUGUGUUUGCGUCAAGCUACUGACAUCCAAACGUAUAUAUACACACACACAUAUAUUCCCCCAUUUUGAAAGGCUUCAAGUAGUAUUUUAUUUCCUCCUUCUUUGGUUUUUAUUUCUGCUUUAACGCUCAGCACACACACACACACACAGCUCGUCUGAAUGUGGUUUCCUUCUGUGACGUUGCACAACAAACCGGACACGUUUCCUGACUGUUCUUUUUAAGUUGUAUGAUUGUAUUUAUAUGAAAAUGUCCGCACAAAACAACAGGGAGGCUCAUGACCGGCGAUUUUAUAUAUACGUAUAUAUAAAAUCUCGUUUGAGCGUGUUCCCUCAGGUGCGUACACUAAGACCCCUGAAAGUCUCAUCUCACGACAAACUACACUUUAUCUGCUCCUCUUCUGCCAGUCCAUGUGCCAAAAAAUUAAAACUUCCCAAAACUUAAAUCUCCUGAUGUCUUGAUAGGCCUGGCUGAUGAGCUCCGGGUGAAACCCCAGUGUUAGCGUAGGAUGGUUCUGAAAGAAAAAGCACGAUGGUCUUUCGAGGAAGCAGAUGAUUUUUAUUUAUUUUUAUUUUUGGAAAAAUUGAGAUUCAUGUCCUUGUUUGUCUUCAUUUAAUAAACACAUUAUCUUCUCAUA